This is a messenger RNA of Symsagittifera roscoffensis, 2622 nucleotides long. Its product is annotated as zinc finger RNA-binding protein-like. The transcript has 5 exons. Gene Ontology annotation, molecular function: zinc ion binding; nucleic acid binding. The record is from RefSeq and is a predicted model, not a curated record. Lineage: Eukaryota; Metazoa; Xenacoelomorpha; Acoela; Convolutidae. The coding region runs from base 36 to 2291 and encodes 751 amino acids.
UUCAGAGAAGUGUUGUGUUUGCUAUAAAGGAUAAGAUGACAACCUUUAACCCUUAUCAAUCUGGUGGUGCCACCAAAACUGUGGUGACUCCGAACUUCAGUUCGUAUGGCUUGGCAAACAGCUACUCAAAUUUCACGCCUGCAGGUCAGACCCCCCAGCAGAUUUCAACUCUGCCUCACAGGCCCAACCCAAUUCACCACCACAGGGCACCAGGAGCGAACAAACCGAAGCGACCCUUCUCCUACGACGGCAUGGGCUCCAAAAAUCGCAUGGCCUGGUUUGCCAGAAACCCGGACAAGGUGACACGGUUCCACUGUGAGAUCUGCUGUUGCGACUGUCUGGGAAAAGACUCGUGGCGAGCGCACUUGAAAGGCCAGCAGCAUGUUAAAAAAGUGAAGCUUGCCGAGAAGCAAGGCAAGCGCAUUCCAGCCAACAUGUACUUGAACGGGGGCAACGAGGAAGAAAUGGGAGACUCUAUAGAAUCUAUCAGUCCCACUGGUGGGUCCGCCGCCACCGCUAGCGCGCUCCCGCCACCACCCAAUUUUUGUGAAAUUUGCAAUUGUCAUUGUACUAAUGCUGAUGCUUUUGCCGCCCAUCUCAGGGGCCAAAAGCAUCAGAGAGCGCUGAGCCUGCACACGAAAAUGGGAAAGCCGAUACCUGGCUCGCUGCAGCAGCAGCAACAGGUUUUCAAAGUCAUUCCAACAACCAAUUUGACUUCUGUACCGCUAGGCUCUGCACAAAUGCAAGCAUCGGGUCUGUCUGGACAAAGUUCGAGUUCUGUGCCGGGUGGAGUGGGGGGUGGGGGUGGGAGUGUGGUUUCGUUGUCAUCGUCAUCUGAUAGGCCGUCGGUGGGAGUGGAGUGGAUCCAAGAGGAGAAGGACUCAAUGGGCCGAGUGGUGAACUACAAGUGCGAGUUGUGCAAGUGCGACAUGAACAAUGUGUACAUGAGAGACGAGCAUUUGAAGGGCAGGAAGCACUUGACGGAAUUUAAGAUGAAGAUACAGCCCAAUCUUAAGGUGGCAGACCCCAAACUGCAGUCUGAGUUCAACAGAAUAGAAAGAGUGAGACAGCAGAACGAACAGGAGGAGCUCAAGAGACGCCAGGUGCGUGAGAAUAACAUGAUAGCGAAGAUCAGGAGUAGAGAGCACGAGCUUCUGAAGGCUUACCCUAACUGUUGCCAAGUGAGCGAAUACAGAUCCACAGACGACAACCUCAUCACAGCUAAACACUUGGAGAUAAACCCACCCCCCAUGGAACUGAAGGUGGCGGACAGUUUCCUCAUGAACAUAGAGACUUGUCUGAAAGCAGUAGCAGAAAAACUAGCAGCUGACCACGAGCACAAAACGAAAGAGUUGAAGGGCGUAAUGCGUGUGGGGUAUCUGGCCAAAAACAUCCUCCUAAAAGGAGAGAAACAAUUAGAGCUUGUGGUCUUAUGUGACAAGAAGCCAACUGAAGUACUGGCUGCGAAUGUAUGUCACGUGCUCAACGAUAAGCUGGAGGAGUUGAUCACUGAUGAGACAUUCCUUGUGUCUUGGAGCGCCAAAAAUGCUUGGAUAACAGUGAAAAGCAAGAGCGAGAGUGCGCUGCAAUGUACAGUUCACAUCACUUCUCCCGAAAUGCGAGAACCAGAUACUUUGGACGGCAAUAAUGGCCAUGAGAGAAUUCUGGACCAGGCUAAAUGCGCGGCAUCUUUAGCCGACACUCGAAGAGCCAAGUGGUUCGACCUCAAGUGCAAAAGCCAGCCGACACUCUGUCUAGUCGUCCGUAUUCUACGAGAUCUCUGUCGCAGGAUCCCCACUUGGAACUCGUUCCCGUGCUACAUCAUGGAACUCAUUUGCGACAAGGCAUUACGAACUGUGGCACAUCAGAUGGGUCCCGCCGAGUUGUUGCGUCGGUUCUUUGAAAUCAUCGCUUCUGGUCUUCUGCUUCCAGGAGAGGCGGGAGUGCUUGAUCCAUGUGAAAAGUCAAACUCUAAUGCAGCCAGGGUUGUCAAGCUGCAAGAUUGUCAGGACAUUACAACCAGUUCUCAGCAUGCUCUCCGGCUGAUAGCUCUAGGUCAAACUGAUAAAAUACUCGGAACGACGGACAAAAAACGCAAGGUGGUCGAACAUGAAUUGGCUGGGGACAUAGAAGAGACUACAGAAAAGCACAGUGCUGCCGCCGGGAAAUCAUCCGGCAAUACUGUGGAAUCUGAGUCCGUAGCAGACCAUCUGGUCACUGCGGAGAAAAAAGACGGAAACCCUCAACCUCCUCCCGCUAAAAAGGAGUGUACACAGGCGGCGCAGUCAUAAAUAGCAAUAAAACUACCAAAUACAAAAUUCUGAAACUCGGAACAUUGAACUAAUUUUUUCUUUGUUUGAAGGCUUGCAGCAAAUAUUUUUCUUCCUACCUUUAGAAAAAGGAAAAACAUAACAGUAUAUUAAGAACAUUUAUCAGCUGCGGUCCUUCAGUUGGUUGAUAUUAUCUUUUGAAAUAAGUGUUAAUUAAUGAAAAAAGUCUUGUUGUUUUUGGGGUUUUCUUCGGUCCAUAAACUUGUUGCCAAAUGUCUUUUAGAUUUGUCAUUUCUGUUAAACUGCAAUAUCGAUGAUAUCCAAUGAUGGGCAGUUAAACUGAUGAAACGUU